Messenger RNA from Anolis sagrei ordinatus, 1172 nucleotides. RefSeq names its product nitric oxide synthase interacting protein (gene NOSIP). Gene Ontology annotation, cellular component: nucleus. The record is from RefSeq and is a predicted model, not a curated record. Gene Ontology annotation, molecular function: ubiquitin protein ligase activity. NCBI's taxonomy places the organism in Eukaryota, Metazoa, Chordata, Lepidosauria, Squamata, Anolidae.
GGAUUCGGAAGGAGCGCUAGCCUGAAAGAGAUAACAUCAGGGCGCUCCCGGAAGUUGCUCACUUCCUGCUUCCGCUUCUUCUGGAGAGGAAUGAAAUAAAGAUUACUGGCCUCUUCUUGGACUGACCACUUGAGCCUCCAUGACACGUCACGGGAAGAACUGCACAGCAGGAGCUGUCUAUACUUACCAUGAAAAGAAGAAAGACACAGCUGCCUCUGGAUAUGGUACCCAGAAUGUCCGUCUGAGCAAAGAUGCUGUCAAGGACUUUGACUGCUGCUGUCUCUCUUUGCAGCCUUGCAAGGACCCUGUUGUGACCCCUGAUGGGUAUCUGUAUGAGAAAGAAGCCAUCCUAGAGUACAUACUGCAUCAGAAAAAAGAGAUUGCCCGGCAAAUGAAGGCCUAUGAGAAGCAGAAGAAUGAGAAGAAGUUGGAGAUGGCCGAGCUGAGCAAGGCAGCCAAAGAGUCCAAGGUGAAGAACUUCCUGGACAAAGAGCUGAGCAUUGUCAGCAAGCCCCUCAACCCUUUUGAUCAUAAGGCAGGAGAUUCUGAGCCUGGACCCAGCAGUGAAGACAAAGACAAAAAACUCCCCAGCUUCUGGAUCCCUUCACUGACCCCUGAGGCCAAGACCAAAGUCAUCCCCAAACCAGACAAGUGUGUGUACUGCCCCAUGAGCAGGAAACCCCUGAAGCUGAAGGACCUGAUCCCAGUGCACUUCACUCCUGUGGAUGCCAGUGUGGAUCGCGUGGGGCUGAUCAACCGCCAAGACCGCUAUGUUUGUGCUGUCACACGGGACAUGCUUGGAAACUCUGUUCCCUGUGCUGUACUCCGUCCAUCGGGCUCUGUGGUGACUCUAGAGUGUGUGGAGAAGCUCAUCAAGAAGGACAUGGUUGAUCCGAUGAAUGGAGAGAAGCUGACUGACAAGGAUAUCAUUGUCCUACAGCGGGGUGGCACAGGAUUUUCAGGUUCAGGUGUGGAACUGGAGGCCAAGAAGUCCCGUCCAGUUAUGCAAGCUUGACAAGCUGACAACUGUCCUGGCAGAAGAAAGGAGCCGUCCCUUUGUUUCUCUGUGCUGGUUACGAUCUGCUUCCCUCAAUGGUAUUUAGUGCAUAUAAACAGAAAGAGAUAGCAAUAGUCUUCUGUAAUGCUUGUAAAUAAAAACUGUUUUUUGUGUA